AUGAAUUGGAUGACUACAGCACGUGCCCUGUCGUACCUGGCAGGUUUUGUCUUCACUCUCUUCGUGCCGCCCAUCUCUGUCAGGUGUCAUGACAACAAUGUGGUCCCUUUCUCCGACAUGAACAAGACUCUUCGUGAUCACAUCCGCAAGCAGAGGUUUCUCAAGCAUGUGCUCCAUCAGCUGCGAGGCUCUGAGACUCCGCUCAAAAACUCCACGUCUUCAGCAGGUCCUUCUCAGAGAGCUGCUUUCUCAUGGCUGGUCCCGGACACGGACUACGGCUCAAACACGCCAUCCUCUCAACAUUCACACAACAGCACCAACAUGGUCAACAGACCAGUGCCAGACAAAGGCCUGACCUCGCUGGCCAGUUUGUCCCCUCCAAACCUGGUUUUCUCGGAAC
Molecule: messenger RNA, 400 nt
Organism: Candidula unifasciata
Lineage: Eukaryota; Metazoa; Mollusca; Gastropoda; Stylommatophora; Geomitridae
Source: the annotation of a GenBank genome assembly